Messenger RNA from Hypanus sabinus (Atlantic stingray), 3401 nucleotides. RefSeq names its product NUMB endocytic adaptor protein (gene numb). Lineage: Eukaryota; Metazoa; Chordata; Chondrichthyes; Myliobatiformes; Dasyatidae. The coding region runs from base 584 to 2446 and encodes 620 amino acids. Gene Ontology annotation, molecular function: cadherin binding. The transcript is spliced from 13 exons. The record is from RefSeq and is a predicted model, not a curated record.
AUCCCCUCCCCCGGCACACCAACGAAGAGAGCGCUCGGUGCGCACUGGCAGGUGAGGCAGGGCUGUGUGUUUGAGUCGCUGACUCAGCCACGUCUCUGGGGCUGAAUUAGAUUUGAAUUAGUUUCGUAUUCCCGUUCCGCCGGUGACGGUGGGUUAUCGCGCUGAGAGGUGCCCAGCGGCGCGGCAGUCGGACGCCCGGUCACUGAGUUGAUGAAGAGGACAAAACGUUGAUAGUACGAAGAGGACUAAAAAUCAGUCAGAGGAAGAAUCGUACUGGAUUUGAAGAUUUGAAAAAAGCCUAUGGCAGUGGUCCCCAACCAUAUGAGGAAACGAUGUGAUUUGGCGAUAUGAAACGAUAUGAGUCAGCUGCACCUUUCUUCAUUCCCUGUCACGUCCACUGUUGAACUUGAACGCAUGCGAAGUCAUCAGUCAGCUAAACGCAGUGAUACCCUAGGGCCUGGGAUCACUGUGACUAUCGCAGCCCCGGCACAGGGACCUCCGGCGCUUACCUUGUCCUGUCACUCCACCCACAACCAGCCGCACCUGGCCAAGGCAUCUGGCUGCAGGAAGUUGGUGGUUAAAAAUGAACAAGUUGCGACAGAGUUUUAGGCGCAAGAAAGAUGUAUAUGUUCCUGAAUCAAGCCGUCCGCACCAGUGGCAGACGGAUGAAGAAGCAGUCCGUGGUGGCAAAUGUAGUUUCCAAGUUAAGUACUUAGGCCAUGUGGAGGUAGAUGAAUCUCGAGGGAUGCACAUCUGUGAGGAAGCUGUAAAGAAACUGAAAUCUGAAAGGAAGUUCUUCAAAGCCCUGUUUGGAAAAACCGGAAAGAAGGCAGUGAAGGCUGUACUCUGGGUAUCAGCGGAUGGACUGCGAGUAGUGGAUGAGAAAACAAAGGACCUAAUUGUUGAUCAAACUAUAGAGAAGGUAUCCUUCUGUGCUCCUGAUCGAAACUUUGACAAGGCAUUCUCAUACAUUUGUCGAGAUGGUACGACCAGACGUUGGAUCUGUCAUUGCUUCUUGGCGAUACGAGAUUCGGGUGAGCGCUUAAGCCAUGCUGUGGGCUGUGCUUUUGCAGCAUGUUUGGAAAGGAAGCAGAAACGUGAGAAGGAAUGUAAUGUUACUGCCACUUUUGAUGCCAAUCGAACCACCUUCACCAGGGAAGGUUCCUUCAGAGUAAUCUCAGCCACUGAGCAAGCAGAGUGUGAAGAAAUUAUGAAACAGAUACAGGACACCAAGAAAGCUGAAACAGAGAGGACAGUUGUUACCACUGCUGCUUUUGCUGCAGCCCCAUCAAUUUCACCAUCAGCCCUGUCCACUGUUACAGAAAGCAAAGAAUCCAACAACAUACACGCCAUACCCAGAAGGCAUGCACCUGCUGAGCAGCUUGCCAGGCAAGGAUCUUUCAGAGGAUUCCCAGUGCUGAGCCAGACAACAUCUCCGUUUAAGAGGCAAAUGUCACUUCGAGUAAAUGAAUUGCCUUCAACAACACAACGGAAAACUGAUUUCCAAAUUAAAAAUACAGUGCCUGAAGUGGAAGGUGAUCGUGCAGCUGAAAUCGACAGUAUAAGUUCCCUGUGCUCUCAGAUAACACAUGCUUUCAGUGGACAAGUGGAUGAUCCAUUCUCAUCUGCACCAAUGACCAAGCCUGCUGUGGGAGUGACUCCUCAAGUGACACCCUCCCAAAUCAAUGGAACAUCAGCCUUCUCAGCACCUGUUGCAGCUCCAGCCAUGUCUCCCACAGUGAUGCUAGUGCGGGACACCAACCCUUGGUCCCAGGCCCCACCUACAACCAGUGACAGAACAAUGGUUGCUGCAGGUGGUGACUGGGGCCCAUCUGCUGCUGUAACAGCAUCAUUUCAGCCCAGUCACAAGCGCACACCAUCAGAAGCAGACCGCUGGCUUGAAGAAGUGUCAAAGAGUGUCCGGAUGCAGCCAUCACCCCAGCCUUCAGCAUCACAGUCCUUUCAGAGUGGCACAUUCAUCAGCCUUCCAACAGCACAAGUCAGCAUGGUGCCUCCCAUGCAGCCUGCUUUUAUUCCUGGUCAGCCUUACCCUCUGCAGGUCAACAAUGGCAUUCCAUUUCAAGCUCCAAGUCUGCCAGUGGUGGGCAUUACCCCUUCACAAAUGGUUGCAAAUGUCUUUGGCACAGCCGGCCAUACUCAGGUUACCCAUGCACAGCAGGGUCAGAACAUGGCAGGGAUUGUUACAAACCGUAGCCCGUACUUUAAACCUGACAAGCAGAUUAAUGGUUCGGCAGUUUCGAAUGAAACAGAAAGUAGCAACUGGGCAGUGGAAACCAAAAGCACUCGGGUGGCAGCAGGUAUUCCAGAGGAUGCAUUCGAAGCUCAGUGGAAUGCACUGGAGUGCAAGUCAAAGCAGCGGGCAACACCUUCUCCAACUAAUCCAUUCUCCAGUGAUUUACAGAAGACUUUUGAAAUUGAGCUUUAAGCAAAGCUCUGGUUUACCUUUCCCUAGAGAGUAUGUGGAGAAUGUUCACUGGUGAUAAUGGGCGUGAAGAACUGCUUCAGCAUUUCCGGAGAACUGUUAUAAACAUGAUGCAAAGCUGGACUCAACCAUCUGGCUAAGUUGUCCCAUCAAAGGGGCUUGUCCAUUAUCUGCCUUUGAAAACUGGUUUAUUCUAAUGGUACACAUUGGGAAUCAGUUGCUGAUUUCUAAACUCUUUCUACCUAUAAAUAUGUGGGUACUCUGUGGUUGGACUGCAGGAAGAUGCUGCAGUUCUUGUGUUGGAGCUUCCAAUUUGAAUACAUUGAUGCCAAAAUCUUUAUUUUUAUGCAUUAGUAUAUAUUUUAAUAGUACGGAAAUUGAGCUGUAUGUAAUCUUGCCAAAGGUAAAACACCGAAUGUAUAUACAAAGAGAGUGGUUUAUUGCUGAUACUAAUGUAAGUAAUUCAUGUAUUCCAUCUUUUAAAGUGGUGUUUGCAAUUAUCUCUUUGCUAUGGGUAGCACACUUGCUUGAACAGAUGCCCUAUUACAAAUCAUUAGUACAGAGCAGUAUUGUUAUGAUGUACAUUAACCAUGAUCAAUCUUGUAUUUUGUUCAGCAAUAUUUUGUGUUAUUGACAAUGUUCUUGAUCCCUGGUUAUCUUGAAUAGAUUUAUUAGAGACCAGCCAGGUUUGAUUGCCGGAAUGGUAAAAAUUGAUUUGCACAAUACAGAUAAGCUGGCUCCUUGGUCACUUGUGAUACUUUAACCUAUCUCCAUCUAGUGAAAACUUCAUUUCUUCUGAGUUAGUUACUUGGCAUCUUAAUUUAAAGUUCAGCAGGUAUGCUUUCUAGUUUUGUUUUAAUGUUCACUUGCACGAGCCUUACAAUCACUUGUAAUAAAAAGAAAUUUAUACUGGAGAUUUAUAAUCUUUAACAAAUAAAUGGUUGGAAGACUGACCUUA